AGUAAAAUAUGUGUUCAGAAACAACAAACGAUCACAGUCCCGUGUUUAUAUGAUCAGAAAUAUGCUAAUCACCCCAAAUACAUGAGUCGUGGAGGUGUUUGGCUCUUCAGUGGUUGCGUGACACACAGCAGGAUGUCUGUUGAGGAUGAUCCAGCAGUAAAAGUGUUUACGGCGACACUGAGAGAAGCUGAAGUGAGUGACUCCGGCUGGUACUGGUGUGCUGUGAGCGUGUCUGGAUCUGAUCCUCACACAUAUCUCUACCUGCAGGUUACUGAAGCAGAAGCAGGGCUCCGUGUCUCCAGUCAGACUGUGUCAGGUUAUGAGGGAGGUAACGUCACGAUCCUCUGUCACGGCGCUUCACACUGGUGUACGAUCAGAGGAUCUUGUGCGGGGAGAGAUGGACGAUCUCUAGAGAGGACUGCGCUGCGUGAUGAUGACGGUUCUGUUCUGAGAGUGACUCUGAGGCAGCUGCAGACACAGGACAGUGGAUGGUAUUUCUGCUCUAAUGAGGAUUCACAGAUGCCUGUUCAUCUUACUGUGAUGGAGGCCCAAGAUAUUACACAGUGUACAACUAACCCCUCUUAUAGCAGCACACCACCCAGUGCAGACAGACAGUUCCUGUGGCUGCUGCUGCUGGGAGCGAUGCUGCUGAUUACAGUCUGUGCAGCUGUGAUGCUGAUCAGAGCAAGGAACACCAGAAAACAAUCCGCAUCUGCAGAAAGCUCAAAUCUACACGAAGGCAUGGACAAACAACAGCUGCCCAAAGAAACUGGGAAAAACAGCGAAGCUGCGUCUGAAAAUCUCUAUGAAACCAUGACUGGAAUUAAACAAAACACUCAGGGAAAUAGGAAAAACAAUGAGAUUGCAUGUGAAGAUCUCUAUGUAACCAUGACUGGAAUUAAACAAAACAAUCAGCUGACUGCAGAUAAUAAAAACAUAUAUGCAUCUAUGGUCAGAAAAGUGAAAAAGUGA
Carassius carassius (crucian carp) is the source of this 972-nucleotide messenger RNA. RefSeq lists its product as uncharacterized. The transcript is spliced from 7 exons. The record is from RefSeq and is a predicted model, not a curated record. The coding region runs from base 82 to 972 and encodes 296 amino acids. NCBI's taxonomy places the organism in Eukaryota, Metazoa, Chordata, Actinopteri, Cypriniformes, Cyprinidae.